AUGGUGGCAGUGUUCGGCCCUGAGUACCCGAGAGAGCCAACUGCCGCUGAUACAGAGAGGUUGUUGGCGAUCAAUGCCGAUAGGGGCUUUCCUGGCAUGCUUGGUAGUAUAGAUUGUAUGCACUGGAAGUGGAAGAACUAUCCAUUUGCUUGGGAGGGCCAGUACAAGGGGCAUGUCAAAGUGUUUGUAAGGCUUGCAGAAGGCCACUCCCCGGAGGUCAACUAUGAGAUCAAUGGUCACCAUUACAACAAGGGAUAUUACUUAGCUGAUGAUAUCUAUCCUCAGUGGUCCACUCUUGUGAAGACCAUACCAAAUCCGCAAGGAGAGAAGAGACCGAAGUUUGUCCAAAUGCAGGAGAGUGCUAGGAAGGAUGUGGAGCAUGCUUUCGGUGUGCUUCACUCUCGAUUGGGUAUCGUUCGAAACCCUGCAUUGACAUGGAGCACUCAGAAGCUUUGGGAGGUGAUGACUGCUUGUGUGAUCAUGCACAACAUGAUUGUGGAGGAUGAGCGAGAUGAUAGCAUCUAUGACCAAGGGUAUGAUUUUCAGGGUGAAAAUGUUGGGCCUGAGCAGCCACCUCCUGCAACCUUUGAAAAGUUUGUCCAUUUUAAUGAUGAAAUGCGUGAUUGGCAAUACUCAUGUCCAGCUUGGGAAUGA
Aegilops tauschii subsp. strangulata is the source of this 654-nucleotide messenger RNA. RefSeq lists its product as uncharacterized. The record is from RefSeq and is a predicted model, not a curated record. NCBI's taxonomy places the organism in Eukaryota, Viridiplantae, Streptophyta, Magnoliopsida, Poales, Poaceae.